AUGUCGCAUCUAGCACCAACUGGUAAAUGGGACGCAAGAUACAUUGGUCCCGUACCUCAUGACGCUACGUACUAUGCCAAGUGCAUGCUCGGUGGUGUUCUUGCAUGCGGUAUCACUCACGCCGGCAUCACACCUCUAGAUGUGGCCAAGUGUAACAUGCAGGUGGACCCUGCCAAAUACAAGGGCCUCUCGUCUGGUCUCGCCACGCUCGUUCGCGAGGAAGGUCGGACUGGUAUCUGGAAAGGCCUCGGUCCCACCUUUGUCGGUUACUCGUUACAAGGCAUGUUCAAGUACGGUCUCUAUGAAGUGUUCAAGGACCAGUACAUGAACUUGGCUGGCGAGGAGCUGUCUAACAAAUACAAGCCUGCUAUCUGGCUCGUUGGUUCCGCAUCAGCAGAGGUCUUUGCCGACAUCGCUCUCUGCCCUCUCGAGAUGACCAAGGUCAAGAUCCAAACCAGCCCUAGUGGCACAUUCCCCACUUCAUUCGGUGCCGCCCUUGCGGAGAUGAGCAGGACAAAGGCUGAGACCCGCUACCCCUUCGGCUCCCUUGUUCCUCUAUGGUCUCGUCAGAUUCCCUACACCAUGGCCAAGUUCUGCUUCUAUGAGAAGAUCGUCCAGCUCUUCUACACUCACGUCUUCCCUGAGCCUAAAGAGACGUAUGCGAAGACCACUCAACUUGGUGUCACUUUUGCUUCUGGUUAUCUCGCUGGUGUUGUCUGCGCCGUUGUCUCCCAUCCGGCUGACACCGUGGAAACUGGCAUUGUCACACUUGCAACCAAGGGUCUUGGCACCCGUGUGUUGAUGAUCGGUACUCUCACUGGCUUCCAAUGGUGGAUCUACGACUCCUUCAAGGCAUCGAUGGGUCUUGGCACCACCGGUGGCAAGUAG
Suillus fuscotomentosus is the source of this 888-nucleotide messenger RNA. Its product is annotated as mitochondrial carrier domain-containing protein. The coding region runs from base 1 to 888 and encodes 295 amino acids. The transcript is spliced from 6 exons. Gene Ontology annotation, molecular function: phosphate transmembrane transporter activity. The record is from RefSeq and is a predicted model, not a curated record. Gene Ontology annotation, biological process: mitochondrial phosphate ion transmembrane transport. NCBI's taxonomy places the organism in Eukaryota, Fungi, Basidiomycota, Agaricomycetes, Boletales, Suillaceae. Gene Ontology annotation, cellular component: mitochondrial inner membrane.